Molecule: messenger RNA, 561 nt
Organism: Dryobates pubescens (Downy woodpecker)
Lineage: Eukaryota; Metazoa; Chordata; Aves; Piciformes; Picidae
Product: calmodulin-1-like
Exons: 1
Coding region: 58-507 (149 amino acids)
Molecular function (GO): calcium ion binding
Source: RefSeq, a predicted model, not a curated record
CGCCACUUGUGGUCGUGCAGUUCGUGCAGCCAUCGCUGGGCCUACCGCCAUCACGCCAUGGCUGAUCAGCUGACUGAAGAACAGAUUGCUGAAUUCAAGGAAGCCUUUUCCCUAUUUGACAAAGAUGGUGACGGUACUAUCACAACAAAAGAACUGGGAACUGUCAUGAGGUCAUUGGGUCAAAAUCCAACGGAAGCAGAGUUGCAGGAUAUGAUCAACGAGGUAGAUGCUGAUGGCAAUGGCACUAUCGACUUCCCUGAAUUUUUAACCAUGAUGGCCAGAAAAUUGAAGGACACAGAUAGCGAGGAAGAAAUCCGUGAGGCAUUCCAAGUCUUUGACAAGGAUGGCAACGGCUAUAUCAGUGCAGCAGAACUACCUCAUGUUAUGACAAACUUAGGAGAAAAGCUAACAGAUGAAGAAGUAGAUGAAAUGAUCAGAGAAGCAGACAUUGAUGGGGAUGGGCAAGUCAGCUAUGAAGAAUUCGUACAGAUGAUGACUGCAAAGUGAAGAGAUCUCCUUUACACCUUUUUUCCUCUAGAAGAAUCAAAUUGAAUCUUUUAC